This is a messenger RNA of Prinia subflava (tawny-flanked prinia), 1497 nucleotides long. RefSeq names its product LYR motif containing 9 (gene LYRM9). The coding region runs from base 289 to 621 and encodes 110 amino acids. Lineage: Eukaryota; Metazoa; Chordata; Aves; Passeriformes; Cisticolidae. The transcript is spliced from 4 exons. The record is from RefSeq and is a predicted model, not a curated record.
CCCGGGCGGCCCCGCCUCCCUCACCUUCCUGCCACUCACAGCGGGCCGCCGGCCAAUGGACUCUGCUUCUGGGCCAAGUCCCGCCCUCGGGACCCGCUUUUCGUCCAAUCGCAGUCGCUCAUUAUUCAAUUAUCCAAUGAAGAGAAACGAAAGCCCGAAAAGAGGUUACUGGGCCAAUGGCACUGGGAGGCGGUGAGGCGGCGUGACCGACAGCUCCCCUCUCCAGUGGUCGGAGCCGAUGGGCGGUGAAGGAGCCGCCGCUCCACAAAUUACAGAGCGCGUAGCCGCAUGACGGAUAAGGAAGCGGCGGGUGCGCCCGCCUACAGGUGGCAAGUGGCCAAUGGGCAGCGGGGAUCUGCUGACGGGCGGCGGAAAGAACCAAUAGCGGCCCGGGGCGGGGUGAGAGCCGCGGCCAUGUCCCCGCUGCCGGAGGCGGAGCUGGUGCGGAGCUCGGUGCAGCUGUACCGGUACCUGCUGCGCUGCUGCCGCCGCCUGCCGCGGGGCCCCGUCCAGCAGCACUACCGCCACGCCAUCAGAGUUUCAAAGUCCAUGCUGAUGAAGACGAUCCUGAGCGAAUCCAGCAGAUUAUUAAGAGAGCCAUUGAAGAUGCUGACUGGGUGAUGAACAAAUAUAAAAACCAGAAGUAGAAGAGGAAGGAUGAAACCAAGAAGGACAUUGGUAAACAUCGUUAGAGGACUUGCAGUCAAGCCCAGUACUAUAUUAGAAUUAUUGCCUGAAGUUUUCUCUUGGAUAGUAUAAAUACAAUAAUUUAUAUUUCACUGGGAUGUCGUGAAUCUAAAUUAAUACUUCUGAAGCUAUUUAAUUUUGUAAAUUGCUUUGUAUAAUCACAAACAGAUUCUAAGUUAAAGCCCAAGCUUGCCUAACCUUUGAGUAACUUAUUCCAUUAUGCUGUUCUGCCUGGAUCAGCCCUAGCAGUGUGUGAUAGUGCUUGUUGUGCAGGUCCUUUGGGAGCAAGGCUCCCCUGCAUCACUCACUGUGGACUGGGGACUGAGCAUUUCAUCCUGUGUGUGUGACACCGACUGUGGCAGGCACUCUGCUGGGUCACGUCAGCUUCUGCUGGGACAGGUGGUAUUGUCAGAGUGCCCACCGAACGGGCUCUGUGCCCCCUGAACGGGCUCUGUGCCCCCUGAACGGGCUCUGUGCCCCACCGAACGGGCUCUGUGCCCCACCGAACGGGCUCUGUGCCCCCUGAACGGGCUCUGUGCCCCCUGAACGGGCUCUGUGCCCCCUCGGCCGGGUCUGUGCCCCCUCGGCCGGGUCUGUGCCCACCGAACGGGCUCUGUGCCCACCGAACGGGCUCUGUGCCCCCUCGGCCGGGUCUGUGCCCCCUCGGCCGGGUCUGUGCCCCCUCGGCCGGGUCUGUGCCCCCUCGGCCGGGUCUGUGCCCUGUACGGCACAGUCGCUGCCUGUGCCAUGCUCUACCGCUCAGAGGCUUCACAACGCUUUGCAGCACAUAAUAAAUGUCCUUUAAACGAG